AUGUACGAAGGGAUUGACAACUUGAAAUCGCUUUACGACCGUGCCGGGAAGACUUUCUCCGGCGGUCCUUCUGCAGCACAGGAUGUGCCGCGUCGUACUGCUCAACCAGACCCAGUACGUCAACCAUCAGUUGGAAGCGGGGCUCCCAAGUAUCCCAGGACGGGGGAUAGCCGCGCCACCGGACGAGAUAAAUCGUCCGACGUCCGUUCACGUCGCGGUAUUUCAACAUCUGCUCAACUAGAUAGCGCUGGCCACCGCGAGAGUCCUCUAAUGGAGGUGGAGGAGGAGGGAAGACGCUCUCCAAACUAUCGUGGGGGAGCGUGUGUUCCCGAGAGCUUCUUUGAUCGCGUAACGCAAGGGUUACGCAAUGAUCUCGAACAUGAGCGGGACAGGCGUCUCCAAAUGGGUGACACUGUCUCGAAGCAUCGAGCUGAGUUUGCCUUUGCUCAGCUUGAGAAUGAGAGAUCUCUGACAUCUCUUCGUGACGAGCUAAGGGUAGCUCGUGGGAUUGUUGAUCGGUCUCGGGAUGAGAUAGCUGCUCUUCAGACCCUUGUUGAUGCCCACCAUUGGGAGCACAAGGCUCUCUGCGAGAUGCUUGAGCGCAAGGGCGUUCUUCAUCGGAAGAAGCAGCGUACUGAUGGUACGGCUUAA
Peronospora matthiolae is the source of this 651-nucleotide messenger RNA. Lineage: Eukaryota; Oomycota; Peronosporomycetes; Peronosporales; Peronosporaceae. The record is from the annotation of a GenBank genome assembly.